AUGAGCUUGAAUCCUAUCCAAGAAAUGGGCGAAUCACCCCAUUCAACUCCGGCAUACAAUUCUUUAAGCACUUCUUCUACGUCCUCAACAUCAUCACUUUCACACCAUCAUCAAGCGCCUAUUAGUACAAGUUUGCCCUCAUUUUCUUCUUCAGUUUCCACAUAUAUUGGACCGCUUAUUCAGGCAGGUGGAACCGUUACUACAACCACACCGAUGUCAACAGAUACAAAUGGAACAUGGUCUUCUCAGGCUUCACAGCAGCAACGUCAGAUACCUCAAGCUUCACAACUUUUCUCAACUUAUCGUUCUCAGCCUUCCCUUUCGAAUCGUUCUGUUCUUGCUUCUUCAAGCUCUUCAGCAGCUUCUUCCAUUUUGAAUGUUACCUCUUCUCCUUCAUCGUUGGUACCAUUAAUACCAUCUAUGGAGCGUUCCAAUUCAGCUUCAACGAUGUAUACAGUUUCUUCGGCGGGGGGACACUUUCAUGAAAAGUCGAAUUCAACAGGAUCAAUUAGUGUUAACUUAAAAGAUAGUGCAAAUACGAAUCAAUUGUCAUAUAUUCCAACAUCUUCGCAUCGAAGCCCAGUUAAUGAUAAUAUACCAUCGAUUGCAAAAGAAAUAGAAAGAUUAGAACAAGCAGGACAGGAUGAUAAAUGGGCAUCAUUAGGAAAAAAAGUUUUACCUUUAUUCAAUGGUUUAGGAUUAAAAGCAUAUAUUGAAGACUUGAAUGAAUUGGUAAGAUGCUGUAUGAAAGAUCGUUCUCCACAAUUGUUGCGAGAUGACAUAAACAAUCUCUUGUUAACGGGAAUGUCCACUCUUAAUGGCAAAUUGAGAGGUGUUCCCGAUGAAAAACUUGUCUCUCGCUUGGUUGAAAUAUGGUCAUUUUAUUUUGGAACUGUGUUACCUUAUUUUGAAGGUGUUUUCCUUCCAUUACAAACGCAAGCGACGGCACAACAUCAGCGUGAUAUGAAUGUUAGACGACUUGUAUUAAUGAGUUUUAGAGAUCAUGUGAUAUUGCCAAUUGGCGAUAGGGUGGAAGAUGCAUUCAACAAGUUAUUCCAUGAUUUUGAUUCAGGAAUUCCUGUGACAGACACAGCGGCUCGUAUGCUGCAAAUGUCAUAUAUUUUGUCAUCAAUUUUAUCUGAUGAUGAUAAACAGAAGGAUAUGGAUCGAAUUUUAGGUAAAUUGAAAAAUAACUGGAAAUUAUUUAUGAGACGUAGAGAUCGAAGAGGAUUCGUAGGAAUGUCACCUUCAAAUCCUUCCAAUGUACAAGCAGUAAGAGAGGCAACGGUUGGCAAUGUAGUUAACAAUACUACUAACUCUAUGAAUGGAAUGUCCACCACUACCAGUCCCGCUUCAUGA
Messenger RNA from Dentiscutata erythropus, 1359 nucleotides. The record is from the annotation of a GenBank genome assembly. NCBI's taxonomy places the organism in Eukaryota, Fungi, Glomeromycota, Glomeromycetes, Diversisporales, Gigasporaceae.